Molecule: messenger RNA, 1350 nt
Organism: Alternaria hordeiaustralica
Lineage: Eukaryota; Fungi; Ascomycota; Dothideomycetes; Pleosporales; Pleosporaceae
Exons: 2
Coding region: 1-1350 (449 amino acids)
Source: RefSeq, a predicted model, not a curated record
AUGUCGUCAGCCCUAGUCUCGCUCCUGGUACCGGAGAGACUCGUCACUCUUACCCAGCUCUGCCAAACUGUUCAUGGCCACAUUCGCAUGGACAAUGCGAGCGCAAAAGCCAAUCUUCUUUCUAAGACACUGUGCUCCGGAUUCGGUUCGUUCGUCAGGAUGUCUACUCAUUGCCCCUGUCCAGCGAAGACAUUCCAUCCUGUGAUGGUUUGCUCGAAAGGUGGAUUUGGAACAGAGUCACACCCGUGUGUGGGAUGUGGUGUCAACACUUGCGACGAGUGCCGCAUCCAUGUUUUCUACAACUUCAUGACAGACGAUUCUGGGCUCGAUCAGCGUCGAUGGUGGGCAGGCUACUACUUCCUCAACCCCAUGGCUGUUGCAGUAUGUCCACCUAAGAACUCCGAUGGCAGCGCCUGGCAUCUACCUGUCAAGGAGAUGCUACCUCGCCAUGACCAGGGCCGCCUGCACAUUCCCCUAGCGAUCGGUGCUCUAGGCGAUCCCGAGCCGAUUGAGCCGAUUCUCGAUCUGAAUUUGGGUACCCACCAGUUCAUCAGUCCCCGUGGGCGUACACAAUUCCCCUACUCUGGCAAUAACAUCGUCUCAUUUCUCAAUCUGACUGUCAACAAGCGCAAAGACCUCGCAUGCCCUUCCUGUUACCUGGAACGCCAGAAUCAAGGUGUGGCGCCUUGUUCCUGCACCCUACGGAAGCGCUUCCUAGACCGAUGGUUGUGUAUGCACUGCUACAUCGAGGAGGUAAACGUUGAUGAACAGCUGCGCCGCCAUGUUGUGAAAGCAAGCGAGGUCGGACAAGGCCACAUACAUGUGUGUGGCUGCGGAACGGAGUUCACACCAGACAUCAUGCCAAAAGUCAUGUGCAACUGGUGCAAAGGCGAGAUCGCAGAGCUCGAGCAGGGCACCGAGGAUGAUGCCACCAGUGCGAACGCCGAAGACGACAGCGAAGAAGAAGAAGAGGAACUCGAGAACGGAGAUGACGAGGAGGAACAUUCGGCGGCUGACUUUGCGGGUCUGCCUCUGGACGAGUUUGGCUACGCUGAGAACCGCGACGGGUCUCUUUCGGUAUACGUGAACGGCGAGUGCAUCCGCGGAGAACGUUUGGGACGAGCUAUGAUCCGCCAGUGGAAGAGAAUCCAGGGUGAGCACGUUGAAUGUACUUGCUGUAUCUGCGACGAGAAGGACUCUAUGCAUGCUCACGCGGGGGAUGAUUCAGGGGACGAGGACGGGGACGAGGACGAGGGCGAAGAUGGCGAGGAUGACGAUGACGAUGAUCUACCAGAUCUGGAAGACGUCGAGUCAGCUGCUGGCUUCGAAGAUCCAUGGGGACUGGACUAA